Arabidopsis arenosa is the source of this 431-nucleotide messenger RNA. NCBI's taxonomy places the organism in Eukaryota, Viridiplantae, Streptophyta, Magnoliopsida, Brassicales, Brassicaceae. The record is from the annotation of a GenBank genome assembly.
GAAUCGCCGUUAUAGCUGAAUCAAGAUGGUUUACAUCGCUUCAUGGGACGAAUUCGUUGAUCGAUCUGUUCAGCUUUUUCGAGCUGAUCCCGAAUCUACUCGGUAUGUGAUGAAGUAUAGACACUGUGACGGCAAGUUGGUUCUCAAGGUUACUGAUAACAAAGAGUGUCUCAAGUUCAAGACAGACCAAGCACAAGAAGCGAAGAAGAUGGAGAAACUGAAUAACAUAUUUUUCACCCUCAUGGCCAGAGGACCUGAUGUCGAUCUCUCUGAAGUCACCGGGAAAGAACAGAUGGAGACACAGCCUGCCAAGAAAGGAAGAGGAAGGAAGCAAUAAGUCUCAUGAAUAUGUUUUUGGUUUUUCUUUGUAUCAAGAUUUUGAUCCAUUUUUGUUUGAUAUUUUGAGAUGGUAGGGUUGUCAAGUUUUGUUC